GGUUUGCAUAAGAGCGACAGGCCUCAUCGACAGCAUAGCCAGUUAUUUCUACCGCACCGCUCAAUUUCUUCGUUUUUCAGUACAGUUUGCACUAUGAACCUUCGUUCGGGGUCUUCAAUCGACCCCUUGCCGCUGCAAGUAUCUAGGGUUUUCUUUAAUCGUGAAGAACAUAGUAUGGAGACGUCUGUCGCUAUUGCUGCACCUGCGUUGACAAGGGUCCCCAUCGAAAUAUGGGAGCAAAUAUUCGGACUCAUCGCGUCUCCUUGCAAGAUCCAGCUCAACCCAGCCUACGGGUGGGGCUUCUCUCCUCCUUAUCGCGAAGCUCUAUGCAUGGCCCAAACACUUAAUCUUGUAUGCCGUGGGUGGCGUACUGUCUCUCUUCGAUACGCCUACUCCAGUGUAAGUAGUCUUUGGCUCUCUGAGCCAGCUCCCGCGAUUUCUCGAAACGCUCCGAUCGAACCCGAAGACGAUCUGCCCCAUCAUCACCAGUAUCUCCACUCACUUUUCCAUUCCCAUAGGCGCCUCCAACGUUGUUCGUCAAUGCCUUGGCGAAAUCAUGAGCCGUUGUCUAUGGCUUCAAGAAUUGACCAUUGUCAUCGAUGAUUUUCCACGCUGCGAAAUUCCUUCGUGGGAAAAUUGGGUGGCCCGUGUAGCAGCACAAAUCUCCAGCCUACGCCUCGACCUACGCCGCGCAGCAGUCCUCACGGACAGCUCUACGUUGAAAGCUUUAAAGCUGUCCAAAAAUCUCGUCUCGCUCUCCUUAUCAUUCCCACCAAAUUAUGGAUCGGGUACGCCCUGGGAACCUACCAAUGAAGAGCCCUACACCCUAGACUUUCCCCAGCUACGCGAGUUACAGUACUUCCUCUGGACUCGACAAUACGCUGAGGCGCUGGAGAUCUUCGCACAGUCCAUCUCUGCCCCAAAGCUGGAGGCUCUCACUCUCUGUCUCGUUCAGAGGGGCAGGAUCGACAUCGAAUACAAAGAAAUUUCGAGCUCUAUCCUCGUCACACUAUCUUUCUUGGGCGACUCCCUUCGCUAUCUGCACCUCGCCCAUCAGUCCGGCCGAACGAUCACUCUUGAAGACGACCAAGAAUGGCGACAAAUUUGGGACUGGACGUCUCUCUGGUCGAACGACCGUUUUCAAGCUCUCGUCAAUCUCUGCCCCUACCUUGAACACUUCGUUGCCCCGCUCCCACCAGACUCGGCGCUCAUCGGCAUUCGUCAUCAUCCGACUCUGCGAUACAUAGACGCAUGGGUCCCACCAUUUGACAUCGACAACUCUCUUCAGACGCCUGUCUGUCUUGUUCCGGACGUGAAUGCGUUUCCUUUCCUUCGAAGGUGCAGGCACCUCGACGCGUCGCUCAACGUCUUUAUGGACCUUCCGACGAUAUUCCCUCCCCGUGAUCCUACGACCGCCGACGAUCGCCUCGUGCAGUGGACCACUGCUGGCUCCGUCAAGGUCCUCGAAUCAGAUUGCUACAUUGCACCGCCUGCAGCACGCGUCUAUAAUCUUCACUCAAAUCGACCAGCCCUUGAUGCUUAUCGAACCCGGAGCGAUAGAGAGAUCGACGAGGGUGAUGUCAGUAGUGACAGUGAAAGCGGAGGGGAUAUUGCGUCGGACGAGCCAAUGCAGGUGGAUUCAGAGCAGCUGUCUGCGAUUGACUCUGACGAAAGUGACGACGACCGGUAUAUCCCGGAUGAUGAGUCAAACUAUUCCGGUUCUUCAGAAUAUUGGUCGGACGAAGGGGGACUGGAUGGCAUCGGAGCUGAGGGGACAGUGUUGGAUACAGAUGUGCGCCCAGCUACAGAAGCGGACACAAUCAUGGCGAGCACCACUAUAAUCCCAGGGUAUUUCGGGCAGGUAUUGGCUGAUCUUGGCUUGGAUUAGACCAUGGCUACGUGCGACUCUAUUGGCUGGAUGCGUCCGAUAUAAUGGUGGUUUCUGUCAGGUCGAACUAUUAUUCACAACUACAAUCCUUCCUGUACUU
Messenger RNA from Stereum hirsutum FP-91666 SS1, 1988 nucleotides. RefSeq lists its product as uncharacterized. The record is from RefSeq and is a predicted model, not a curated record. The transcript has 3 exons. Lineage: Eukaryota; Fungi; Basidiomycota; Agaricomycetes; Russulales; Stereaceae. The coding region runs from base 557 to 1888 and encodes 443 amino acids.